This is a messenger RNA of Yarrowia lipolytica CLIB122, 690 nucleotides long. RefSeq lists its product as uncharacterized. NCBI's taxonomy places the organism in Eukaryota, Fungi, Ascomycota, Dipodascomycetes, Dipodascales. The record is from RefSeq and is a predicted model, not a curated record.
AUGGCGACCAAAGCAGCUAACAAACGACUAGUCAAGGAGUACGCGUCGAUACAGGAAAACGCUCCUCCUUACAUCACCGCGAAACCAGCAGAGAACAAUCUCCUGGAGUGGCAUUAUCUCAUCACAGGUCCCCCGGAGACUCCCUACGAAGGCGGACAGUACCACGGUGUGCUGCUCUUCCCAUCAGAGUAUCCCUUCAAGCCGCCGGCCAUCAAAAUGAUUACUCCAUCAGGCAGGUUCCUGCCCAACACACGACUGUGCCUGUCGAUAAGUGACUACCAUCCGGACACGUGGAACCCCGCAUGGACCGUGUCCACGAUCCUGACGGGGCUGCUGAGCUUCAUGACCUCAGAUGAACAUACUGCAGGAAGUAUGACAUCCACAGAAGCUACCAAGCGGACAUACGCCAGCGAGUCGCGCAGAUGGAACCUUCACGACAAGAGCUUCCAGACUCACUUUGGAGGAACCAAAGAGGCCGAGCCUGCUCCUUUCGUGCCACCUAGACGAAUUCCUGUGGUUGAGGCCGAGGGUUCUUCAACCGACUCCUUGGCUAAGAGCACAGUCAUCAACAAGAAGAAGCCACAAACGAACAAGCCUGCUUGGACCCUUCAACAGAAGCUUCUCGUGGUUUUGGCGGUUAUUCUCGCCUGGAUUGUGGCAGCUAGAUUCCUCGGAAAGACAGCUAACUAA